This is a messenger RNA of Lachancea sp. 'fantastica', 666 nucleotides long. Lineage: Eukaryota; Fungi; Ascomycota; Saccharomycetes; Saccharomycetales; Saccharomycetaceae. The record is from the annotation of a GenBank genome assembly.
AUGGUUAAACUACUGCCGCUAGGAUUCUGUAUAGCGACUUGUAUAUUUGGGGCUUUAGUAGCGAGUUCUCCGGUAACUUUUGAGCUACUAACGGGCGAACAGGAGUGUUUGUACGUUGAGACGCUUGAAAACAGUGUCAUAUCCUACUACUUCGCAGUACAGCACAGCUGGAGCGGUAUAUCAGAGAUUUACUAUGAUAUUUAUGGUCCUGGGAUCGAUGAGAAUCCUAUAUUUGCAAGUUCGCGCGAAACGCAGGGCGAGUGGUCAUUUGUAGCACGCUCAGCAGGCGAAUACCGAUUUUGUUUUAGGGCUUCUGAGUCUUCCUGCAUGGUGGACGUGGAGAUUUUAGUCAAUUCUGACAAUAGUCUGAGCAAACCGAACAAUGCAUUUCGGCCAUCUUCUCCUGUCGAGUUUGAAGAUCCGUUGCAAGACACAUGGGAACGGUCACUGGAGCUCAUCGAAAGACAGCUAAAAGUGCUCGAGACAAACAUGGACAGGUACAAGACACGGACGAUGCGAAAUUCGGCUACGGUUCUAUCAAUUGCAUCGCGGGCUAAUAUGCUAGCCGUCUGUGGAAGUUUGGUCAUCAUGGGUGUCAUUUACUGUCAGACCAAAUUGCUGAAAAGACUUCGAAAGAGCAUACGCAGCAGCAAUAGAAAAAGAUAA